AGAAUCAAGUCUGUUCAAGAAAGAGGCAAAACGUCAAUAUUACCAAUAAAGGAAAAGAAUCAGAAUAGCUCUUUUGCAUAUCCUAUAUUUUCAACUUGCUGUGUACACAGCAAAGUUCGUUUGCCACGUUUGGUUGAACCCCCUCCUUAUUUGUUGAAUUUAUAUACUUCAUCGAACUCUGAUGCAAUCUCUUUCCGAAAAAACAUUAGACGUUAUAAUAAUAUUUUGGCGUGUAUAUCGUUUGGUGCUAAUAUAAAUACGAUCCCAGGACAAGGCAUUUCUGACUUCCGUAUUCAUGGCCAAGUUUAUCAUCGUAUCGAUUCGUUGCUACCAGAAGAAGGUUUUCAGCCGGCAUUUGCAUAA
Molecule: messenger RNA, 363 nt
Organism: Funneliformis mosseae
Lineage: Eukaryota; Fungi; Glomeromycota; Glomeromycetes; Glomerales; Glomeraceae
Source: the annotation of a GenBank genome assembly